This is a messenger RNA of Myripristis murdjan (pinecone soldierfish), 8210 nucleotides long. Its product is annotated as myosin-10. The transcript is spliced from 43 exons. Gene Ontology annotation, molecular function: microfilament motor activity; ATP binding; actin filament binding. Lineage: Eukaryota; Metazoa; Chordata; Actinopteri; Holocentriformes; Holocentridae. Gene Ontology annotation, biological process: actomyosin structure organization; mitotic cytokinesis; regulation of cell shape. The record is from RefSeq and is a predicted model, not a curated record. Gene Ontology annotation, cellular component: myosin filament; myosin II complex; cytoplasm. Bases 32 to 6058 code for a protein of 2008 amino acids.
UAGUGUGUUCUGCCUCUGGUUCCCAGCAGAAAUGUCACAGCGGAGUGGGCAGGAGGACCCGGAGCGGUACCUGUUUGUGGACCGUGCCGUGGUUUACAACCCAGCCACACAGGCUGACUGGACUGCCAAGAAGCUGGUAUGGAUCCCCUCAGAGCGCCACGGCUUUGAGGCUGCCAGCAUUCGCGAGGAGCGUGGAGAUGAGGUGGUGGUGGAGCUGGCAGAGAAUGGAAAGAAGGCGGUGGUCAACAAGGAUGAUAUCCAGAAAAUGAAUCCACCCAAGUUUAGUAAAGUGGAAGAUAUGGCUGAGCUAACCUGCCUGAAUGAGGCCUCUGUGCUCCACAACCUUAAGGACCGUUACUACUCAGGCCUCAUCUACACAUACUCUGGUCUCUUCUGUGUGGUCAUAAAUCCCUACAAAAACCUGCCCAUCUAUUCAGAGAACAUCAUCGAGAUGUACAGGGGCAAAAAGAGGCACGAAAUGCCCCCUCACAUCUAUGCCAUCUCAGAGUCUGCAUACAGAUGCAUGCUACAAGAUCGAGAGGAUCAAUCAAUUCUUUGCACAGGUGAGUCAGGAGCUGGCAAGACUGAAAACACUAAAAAGGUCAUCCAAUACCUGGCACAUGUCGCCUCCUCCCACAAAGGAAGGAAAGACCACAACAUUCCUCCAGAGUCGCCUAAACCAGUGAAACUGCAGGGCGAACUGGAACGUCAGCUCUUGCAAGCCAACCCCAUCCUGGAAUCUUUUGGGAACGCUAAGACUGUGAAAAAUGACAACUCAUCACGUUUUGGGAAAUUCAUCCGGAUCAACUUUGACGUCACUGGAUACAUAGUUGGGGCCAACAUUGAAACUUACCUGUUGGAGAAAUCCAGAGCCAUUCGUCAAGCCAAAGAUGAACGCACCUUCCACAUCUUCUAUCAGCUGCUGGCUGGGGCUGGAGAGCACCUCAAAUCCGACCUGCUUUUGGAAGGGUUCAAUAACUACCGUUUCCUGUCGAAUGGUAACAUCCCUAUCCCGGGCCAGCAGGACAAAGACAACUUCCAGGAGACUAUGGAGGCCAUGCACAUCAUGAGCUUCUCCCACGAUGAGAUCCUGGCCAUGCUGAAGGUGGUGUCAUCGGUGCUUCAGUUUGGCAACAUUGUCUUCAAGAAGGAGAGGAACACGGACCAAGCCUCAAUGCCUGAGAACACUGCUGCCCAGAAGCUAUGUCAUCUGCUGGGUAUGAAUGUAAUGGAGUUCACCAGAGCCAUCCUCUCCCCGAGGAUCAAAGUGGGAAGGGACUAUGUCCAGAAGGCCCAGACCAAAGAACAGGCUGAUUUUGCUGUUGAGGCCCUGGCUAAAGCAACAUAUGAGCGUCUGUUCCGCUGGCUGGUCCAUCGCAUCAACAAAGCUCUGGACAGGACCAAACGGCAGGGCGCCUCCUUUAUAGGCAUCCUAGACAUUGCUGGUUUUGAAAUUUUCCAGCUGAACUCAUUCGAACAGCUGUGCAUCAACUACACCAACGAGAAGCUGCAGCAGCUCUUCAACCACACCAUGUUCAUCCUGGAGCAGGAGGAGUACCAGAGGGAGGGCAUCGAGUGGAGCUUCAUCGACUUCGGCCUCGACCUCCAGCCCUGCAUCGACCUUAUUGAGAGGCCGGCAAACCCUCCAGGAGUGCUCGCCUUGCUGGACGAGGAGUGCUGGUUCCCCAAGGCCACAGAUAAAACCUUUGUUGACAAACUGAUCCAGGAGCAGGGCACACACACUAAGUUCCAGAAGCCCCGUCAGCUCAAAGACAAGGCUGAUUUCUGCAUCAUCCACUACGCUGGCAGGGUGGACUACAAGGCAGAUGAGUGGCUGAUGAAGAACAUGGACCCCCUAAAUGACAACGUGGCCACACUCCUGCACCAGUCCACUGACAAAUUUGUGGCUGAACUUUGGAAAGAUGAGAUUCAGACCAUUCAAAGGGCUUCAUUCUAUGACAAUGUCACUAGUCUGGAUGAGCCAGAAGUGGAUCGCAUAGUUGGCCUGGACCAGGUGGCAGGAAUGAAUGAGACGGCAUUUGGUGCCACUUACAAAACCAAAAAGGGCAUGUUCCGCACAGUGGGCCAGCUCUACAAGGAAUCCCUCACCAAGCUCAUGGCCACGCUCAGGAACACCAAUCCUAACUUUGUCCGCUGCAUCAUCCCCAACCACGAAAAGAGAGCUGGUAAGCUGGAGCCCCAUCUGGUCCUGGACCAGCUGAGGUGUAAUGGAGUCCUAGAGGGGAUCCGCAUCUGUAGACAGGGCUUCCCCAACCGCAUCGUCUUCCAGGAGUUCAGACAGAGAUAUGAGAUCCUGACACCCAAUGCCAUCCCCAAAGGAUUCAUGGAUGGGAAGCAAGCCUGUGAGAGAAUGAUCCGAGCCCUGGAGCUAGACCCCAACCUGUUCCGUAUUGGCCAGAGUAAGAUCUUCUUCAGAACUGGAGUUCUGGCCCAUCUGGAGGAGGAGAGAGACCUGAAAAUCACUGACAUCAUCAUCUACUUCCAGUCUGUCUGUCGUGGAUACUUGGCCCGCAAGGCCUUUGCCAAGAAGCAGCAGCAGCUGAGCGCCUUGAAGGUUCUCCAGAGGAACUGUGCAGCCUACCUGAAGCUGCGACACUGGCAGUGGUGGAGGCUCUUCACCAAGGUGAAGCCUCUGCUGCAGGUAACCAGGCAGGAGGAGGAGAUGCAAGCCAAAGACGAGGAGCUGAUCAAGGUGAAGGAGAGGCAGCUCAAAGUGGAGAACGAGCUGGUGGACAUGGAGAGGAAACACCAGCAGCUCAUGGAAGAGAAGAACAUCCUAGCAGAGCAGCUUCAGGCAGAGACAGAACUAUUUGCUGAGGCUGAAGAGAUGAGAGCCCGUCUGGCCGCCAAAAAGCAAGAGUUAGAGGAAAUCCUCCACGACCUGGAGUCCAGGGUGGAAGAGGAGGAGGAGAGGAACCAGAGCAUGCAGAAUGAGAAGAAGAAGAUGCAGUCACACAUCCAGGACUUGGAGGAGCAGCUUGAUGAGGAGGAGGCUGCUAGACAGAAGCUGCAGCUGGAAAAGGUGACGGCUGAGGCAAAGAUCAAAAAGAUGGAGGAGGACAUCCUGUUGUUGGAGGACCAAAACUCCAAGUUCCUCAAGGAAAAGAAGCUGCUGGAGGACAGGAUUGGUGAGAUGACCUCCCAGUUAACAGAGGAAGAAGAAAAGGCCAAAAACCUGGGCAAGGUCAAAAACAAGCAGGAGAUGAUGAUGGUCGACCUGGAGGAACGUCUGAAGAAGGAGGAGAAGACCCGCCAGGAGCUUGAGAAGGCCAAGCGCAAGCUGGACGCUGAGACGACAGACCUGCAGGAUCAGAUCGCUGAGCUGCAGGCUCAGAUAGAGGAGCUGAAGAUCCAACUGGCCAAGAAGGAGGAGGAGCUGCAGGCUGCUCUGGCCAGGAGUGAUGAGGAGGCAGCCCAGAAGAACAACGCCCUGAAGCAGGUUCGGGAGCUGCAGGCUCAGCUGACGGAGCUGCAGGAGGACCUGGAGUCAGAGAAGAUGUCACGAAGUAAAGCUGAGAAACUCAAGAGGGAUCUGAGUGAGGAGCUGGAGGCGCUGAAGACAGAGCUGGAGGACACACUGGACACCACCGCUGCACAGCAGGAACUCAGGACCAAACGAGAGCAAGAAGUGGCAGAGCUGAAGAAGGCCAUAGAUGAGGAGACCAAGAACCAUGAGGCACAGAUCCAGGAUAUGAGACAGAGGCAUGCCACCGCCCUGGAAGAGCUGUCUGAACAGCUGGAACAGGCCAAGAGGUUCAAAGCCAACCUGGAAAAGAACAAGCAGAGCCUGGAAAGCGACAACAAGGAGUUGGCCAGUGAGGUGAAGGGUCUGCAGCAGGCCAAGACCGAGUCAGAGCACAAGAGGAAGAAACUGGAGGCCCAGCUUCAGGAGUUUAUGGCCAGGGUCACCGAGGGAGAGAGAGCCAAGGGAGAGCUGGCCGAACGCUCACACAAACUCCAGACUGAGUUGGACAAUGCGUCGACCUUGCUGGAAGAAGCGGAGAAGAAGGGCAUCAAGCUGGCCAAGGAUGUCGGUAGCCUAGAAAGCCAGCUGCAGGACACACAGGAGUUGCUCCAGGAGGAGACCCGACAGAAACUGAACCUGAGCAGCCGUAUCCGCCAGCUGGAGGAGGAGAAGAGUACCUUGCUGGAGCAGCAGGAAGAGGACGAGGAGGCACGACGCAACCUGGAGAAACAGCUGCAGACGCUGCAAGCUCAGCUGGCGGAGACAAAGAAGAAGCUGGAGGAGGAUGUAGGAGCGAUGGAGGGCCUGGAGGAGGUGAAGAGAAAACUCCAGAAGGAUGUGGAGCUGACCAGCCAGCGUCUGGAGGAGAAGGCCAUGGCCAUGGACAAGAUGGAGAAGACCAAGAACCGACUGCAGCAGGAGCUGGAUGACCUGAUGGUGGACCUGGAUCACCAGAGACAGAUUGUCUCCAACCUGGAGAAGAAGCAGAAGAAGUUUGACCAGAUGCUGGCGGAGGAGAAGACCAUCUCUGCACGCUAUGCUGAGGAGCGUGACCGUGCAGAGGCUGAGGCCAGGGAGAAGGAGACCAAGGCUCUGUCUAUGGCCAGAGCCCUGGAGGAGGCUCUGGACGCCAAAGAGGAGCUGGAGAGGUUCAACAAGCAGCUCCGCGCUGAGAUGGAGGACCUGAUGAGCUCCAAGGACGACGUUGGCAAAAACGUCCAUGAGUUGGAGAAGUCAAAGCGCACCCUGGAGCAGCAGGUGGAGGAGAUGAGGACUCAGCUGGAGGAGCUGGAGGACGAACUGCAGGCCACAGAGGAUGCCAAGCUGCGUCUUGAGGUCAACAUGCAGGCCAUGAAGGCCCAGUUUGACCGGGACCUGCAGGCCAGAGAUGAGCAGGGAGAGGAGAAGAAGAGGGCAUUGGUCAAGCAGGUGCGAGAGAUGGAGGCAGAGCUGGAGGACGAGCGGAAACAGAGGGCUCUGGCUGUGGCUGCUAAGAAGAAGCUAGAGAUGGACCUAAAUGAGCUGGAGGGGCAGAUUGAAGCGGCCAACAAGGGCAGGGAUGAGGCCAUCAAACAACUCAGGAAACUACAGGCCCAGAUGAAAGACUAUCAGAGAGAGCUUGAGGAGGCCAGGGCCUCCAGAGAUGAAAUCUUUGCCCAGUCCAAGGAGAACGAGAAGAAACUCAAGAGCCUAGAGGCUGAAAUUUUACAGCUUCAGGAGGACCAUGCGGCCUCAGAAAGGGCUCGUCGACAUGCUGAGCAGGAGAGGGAUGAGCUGGCUGAUGAGAUCUCCAACAGUGCCUCUGGAAAGUCAUCAUUGCUGGAUGAGAAGAGGAGGCUGGAGGCUCGUAUCGCCCAGCUGGAGGAGGAACUGGAGGAGGAGCAGGGCAACAUGGAGCUGCUCAAUGACCGCUUCAGAAAGACCACUAUGCAGGUUGACACCCUCAACACCGAGCUGGCCGGAGAGCGUAGUGCCGCCCAAAAAAGUGAGAACGCCCGGCAACAGAUGGAAAGGCAGAACAAGGAGCUGAAAGCCAAGCUGGGAGAGCUGGAAGGGGCUGUCAAGUCAAAGUUCAAGGCCUCUAUCGCUGCCCUGGAAGCCAAAAUACUGCAGCUGGAGGAGCAGCUUGAGCAGGAGGCUAAGGAGAGAGCAGCUGCCAACAAGAUCGUCCGCCGCACAGAGAAGAAACUGAAGGAGGUGGUGAUGCAAGUGGAGGAUGAGCGUCGUCAUGCCGACCAGUACAAGGAGCAGAUGGAGAAAGCCAACUCCCGUAUGAAGCAGCUGAAGCGUCAGCUGGAGGAGGCGGAGGAGGAGGCCACCAGGGCCAACGCCUCCCGCAGGAAGCUGCAGAGGGAGCUGGACGACGCCACAGAGGCCAGCGACGGCCUCACCCGGGAGGUUAACUCCCUCAAGAACCGACUCAGGCGCGGGGGUCCCGUCAGCAGCUUCUCCUCCAGCCGCUCAGGCCGCCGCAAUCUCAACCUGGACGGCGCCUCCGUGGACCUAUCAGACGACGACGCCGACAGCCGCGCCAGCGAUCUCAACGAGACGCAAGCCUCCAACAUCGAGUAAACACAGCAACCUCCUCUCAACCCUCUCACCUCGCUUUUCCUUCAAAGUAUCACCGCUACCAACUACCCCCCCCUCCCACCCUCACCUCGCCCCACCUCGCCCGUCUGUGACCAGGACCCAGUUUCCCCAGAGAACCUUGGCGCCAACAUCACCUCUGUUCCUCUUCUGACCACCGGACAGAGGGCGACUGAAGUGACAAGGUGUCUUUGGUAAAGCUAGGUCGAGCCUGCCUGGCAGAAUGCAAGACUUCAACCCUGACAGCCCCUCAGCCCCACAGUUAACUUUGCAGGAAGAACCACCACCUUACCCCUGAAGUCAGGCCUCCACUCCUGGAGACUGACAGGGGGCGAAUGGACAACUCUGCCUUACUCUGUUAUACUCUACCUUACUCUACUCUACUCUGGCAAGCUGCUAGUCCCGGCAAGUCUUCUGGCCAUGUAUCCCCCCCUCAUCAUAUUGUUAAACUUCCCUCGUCCCCUCCUGAUAGGCUUGGAAUUGCGUGCUCAGCUUAAUGAGAAAGUAUGCUUAGGUACAAAGUGCUUUUUAUACAUGUGAAACUGUGCGUGUGUGUGUGUGCGUGCGUGCGUGUGCGCUUGUGAUGCACGUGUGUAACGUAGGCAGAGGUUGGGAGGUGUGCACAUUAAGUAUGUAAUGUAUGUGACCACACAAACCAACUGGAAAAGCAGGAUUACAAGGAAAUGUUCACUCAAGUCGUCGUUCUAGUUGUUUUGCUCACAACACCAAGAUGUGUAAAAGCCAUCACAGCCCCCACGAUAGCCCCCUCCUUUUAGCCCUCAACAGGCCUGAUAGCCAAACACACACUGUCCUCUUUUAUUGUUUUUUUUUUUCAACAACAACAAAAAAAACUCAGCCCACGACCAAGACCACAGUCCUCAAUGCCAACAAACUGCCGUGCCAUCCACUUUUGUUGCAUGAGUCUCUUUCUGAUGUACAGACUGUUGUCCAGCUUCUACACUACAACAACUACAGGAGCAACUAACAUAUCUGGACAUGCAAUAGGAAGCAAACAAGACGGACUGGGGGGGAAACUGUAUUACUGUGAAAAACUUCAUGUUUAUCUCUCUCUGUUGCUUCAUCUCGCCUCAGCAUUUUGCAACAGAUGGCUUGCUGGGUCAUUUUAGAAAACUGCUCGGUCGCAAAGUUAACCCCCAUUUUGUACGUUUGACCAUUUGCAACACUACAAUUUUUUGUUUGUUUGUUUGUUUUUUAUGUUCUGUGAUAUGGAUUAGCGAGAGGUGUGAGAAGAUGCGUAGACACGUCAUGAGAGAAUUGCUGGAAAAUGCGCCGAACUGCACACAGAAAUGUUUCCCUCUAAAACUGGAAGCCAACACGAAGAGCUGCACUCGAGAGCGUCAUUGUGACGUGCAGUCCUCGCAGUUCCAUGUUUUGAAUGUGACACUAAAUGAUUACAGCUUAGGUAAAACAUGUAGUCUGAAUAGAUAAAGAGCAGACUUGAAAAUGAAGUCGUCAUCUCACUACAUUUACAUGUUCGUGCCAUGAUUUUUGGGAGCUGAACCCCGAAUUUUGACUUACCCACUGACCCGGUCGAGCACUUAGUAUUCCUAGGCAGCUGUCAGGUUGUCCAAAAAAAAAAAAAUGCAACUGUUUGUUUUUUUUUUUCUCUUUCCCUUGCAGUUUUUCUCAAGUUCAUUUCUAGGAUAUUUUUUUUCAGCAAGGUGAAAGGAAAGCUCUUAGGAAAGAUAACUGAAAUGCACUGCUUGAUACACUGCAGACAGCCUCGCACAGGGGAGGCAUCUGGACAGUAAUCGACCAAGCCACUACAGCGUUCUCUGUACUUGUGAACUCAUAUCCAUCCAUCAGCUAUACAUUUGUUUUGGCUUUCUCUUUAUUGUAGAUGGGAGGAUUAAGAUGGUUGUCCGUGGAAGAAAAAAAUCCUUUGCCCCCUCCUCUAUUGUUAACACUUAACAGUAUGUUUCUUUAAAAGUGCCUUAGACACUAAAUAAGAGCAUAAGUGGGGAUGUAAGGAUUUCACCUGUGGUAAAACUCACAUCUGUCAUGUAAUACAGAUGCAUAAAACCCCUAAAAAAGACCAAACAGGUAAAACAAUGAUAAUAUACACUACUUAUUCCUUUAUUUCUUUUUUUUUUUUUUUUUUUUUUGCUGUGCUUCU